AUGGUAACAGAUCUGGGAUUAGAUGAGGAAAUCAAAUUAUAUACAAAUAAUAAAGAAAGAGAAAAGUAUGAAUUAUUAUCAGAUUUAUAUGCAAUAAUUGUUACGAUGGAACAUUUAGAAAAAGCUUAUAUAAGAGAUUUAAUUCCACACACAGAAUAUACACCAGCUUGUGGUAAAUUAAUAGCACAGUAUAAAACAGCCGUGAAUCUCGUUAAUGAUUCUGUUCCUGAUGUAGAAAAAUUUAUGAAAGAGUACAAGCUUGAAUGUCCUGCAGCAGUAAAUAGAUUUAAGAUAGGAGUUCCUGCAACUGUUGAACAUUCUACUGGAGCAGGGCAUGAUCCUAGUAAUUCAGCUCAAAAUGUAGCAGAAACUGUACAGAAUUUUAUUACUGUUAUGGAUGUUCUUAAACUUCGAAUAAGGGCAGUUGAUGAAAUUCAUCCAUUGUUAAGUAAUUUAAUGCAGAGUUUAAAUAAAAUGACAUCUUUGCCACCAGAAUUUGAAGGAAAAGCCAAAAUUAGAAAUUGGUUGAUUACUUUGAAUGGAAUGAAAGCAAGUGCUGAAAUUGAUGAGGAACAAGCAAGACAAUUAUUAUUUGAUCUUGAGAAAUCUCAUAAUUCUUUCUAUCAUUCUUUAUCAUCGGAUAAAAAUUAA
Messenger RNA from Entrophospora sp. SA101, 651 nucleotides. Lineage: Eukaryota; Fungi; Glomeromycota; Glomeromycetes; Entrophosporales; Entrophosporaceae. The record is from the annotation of a GenBank genome assembly.